Thlaspi arvense is the source of this 2742-nucleotide messenger RNA. Lineage: Eukaryota; Viridiplantae; Streptophyta; Magnoliopsida; Brassicales; Brassicaceae. The record is from the annotation of a GenBank genome assembly.
AUGAGUUGGAUGCGUUUCUGUAAUGGUCACCAUGAACUCAUAAGGAAUAAUAUAGGUGGUUGUCCUCCAAGCCAAGUUCUGGUACUAAUUCAAAGUCAACAUUCGAGGAGAAAUUUCUCUCGCAGAGCUCCGAAAGCUCAGCUCGGUGGCCCAACUUUCUCUGUGUAUGCUCUGUCUUCUCAUCCGGCUCUGUUCAACUUCAUUGGUCCCAGGGAGGCACUGCACCAAAGUGGCCCUAGUGGGAUUAUGGCUGCUGAUGCUAUCAUAACGGACAGUGGUGCCAUGCAUGUAGCAGGGGUUCCAAUUGUAAACCCCUCAACAAUUGUAGUAUGGGAGGUGACUCCUGGCCCUGGAAAUGAACUCCAGACGACUCCAAAAAUCUCUACAGGCAGUCGUGUGCCACCAUCCCUUAGUUCGUCGUCUUGGAUAGGCUUUGCUCCUUUAGCUGCUUACUUGUUCAAUUGGCAAGAAUACUUGAUAUCCGAGAUAAAACAAGGGAAGAAGCCCACAGAUCAAGAAGCCACUGAUGCUAUAUCACUUAGCUGCUCGCCGGUUUCCAAUUUUUCUGCUUAUGUAAGUCCAGAGGCUGCAGCUCAGUCUGCAGCAACCACGACAUGGGGAUCUGGAGUUACUGCCGUUGCUUUUGAUCCAACUCGUGGUGGUUCAGUGAUCGCAGUUGUUAUAGUUGAGGGGCAGUACAUGUCCCCGUAUGAUCCAGAUGAAGGUCCUUCAAUCACAGGCUGGAGAGUACAGCGCUGGGAAUCAAGCGUUCAACCUGUUGUACUGCAUCCGAUAUUUGGAAACCCAAGUUCGAACUUUGGUGGACAGGUCCCCACACAAACUGUCUGGGUAUCCAGAGUGGAUAUGAGCAUACCACCUACACAAGAUUUUAAGAACCAUCAAGCAGCUGCCGCAGGACCAAGUAAUGCACAAAAGGAGCCUGAUUCUGGUGAUUACAAGGCUAACAAGGUUGUAUUUGACCCUUUUGAUUUGCCAAGUGAUAUUCGUACACUUGCACGGAUUGUCUACUCUGCUCAUGGUGGUGAAAUUGCGAUUGCUUUUCUUCGCGGCGGAGUACAUAUCUUUUCUGGUCCAACAUUUUCACCCGUUGAAAACUAUCAAAUAAAUGUUGGUUCAGCAAUUGCUGCACCUGCGUUUUCUCCUACAAGCUGCUGCUCAGCUUCUGUAUGGCAUAAUGCUGACAAGGACUGUACAAUGUUGAAAAUCAUCCGUGUUCUUCCUCCUGCCCUCCCACGUAACCAAUCAAAGGUUGAUCAAUCAACAUGGGAACGGGCGAUAGCUGAGAGGUUCUGGUGGAGUCUUUUGGUCGGAGUUGAUUGGUGGGAUGCAGUUGGCUGUACACAAAGUGCUGCAGAGGAUGGCAUUGGUAUACUACAUUACAAAAAGAGAAAAGAAACAGGGAAAAAGAACAAACUCCCCAAUCUAGACAGGAUCAAAUGUCGGUUGCUUGAAGGAACCAAUGCUCAAGAGGUUCGUGCCAUGGUUUUAGAUAUGCAAGCAAGAUUGUUACUAGACAUGCUUGGAAAAGGAAUUGAAUCAGCUCUUGUCAACCCUUCGGCGUUGGUUUUUGAGCCAUGGCGAUCAGAUGGGGAGACAAUAUCAGGCAUUAAUCCCGAGGCUAUGGCUGUUGAUCCUGCUCUUGUUUCCAGUAUUCAGGCUUAUGUGGAUGCUGUUCUUGAUCUUGCUUCUCAUUUCAUCACACGUUUAAGACGCUAUGCGAGUUUUUGUCGGACACUUGCGAGUCAUGCUGCUUCCGCUGGAACUGGCAGUAACCGCAACAUGCGUAUAGUCCAGCGCUUACAAGCUUCGCGAAAUGCUCAGAGACAUGCUGAUGUUAGUUCACAAAAACUUCAAACGGGUGCUACGAGCAAGUUGGAAGAGGUCAACUCCGGUAAACCAACCCCUGCCUUGAACAGGAUAGAGGAAGCUCAGGGAUUCCGGCAUCCCCAGUUAGGUGCUGGAGUGAAAGGGAUCGAUGAAAAUUCUGCCCGUACAACAAAGAUGGGCUCUGGGAAUGCCGGUCAAGGAUAUACUUUUGAGGAGGUGAGAGUACUUUUCCAUAUACUAAUGGAUCUCUGCAAGCGAACCGCUGCUCUUGCGCAUCCCUUACCUGGCUCUCAGGUAGGUAGUGGAAACAUCCAAGUUCGACUGCACUAUAUUGAUGGAAACUACACUGUGUUGCCCGAGGUGGUAGAAGCAGCUCUUGGACCACAUAUGCAGAACAUGCCUCGUCCAAGAGGAGCUGAUGCUGCUGGUCUUCUACUUCGGGAGUUGGAGCUUCAUCCGCCAUCCGAAGAAUGGCAUAGAAGAAAUUUGUUUGGUGGUCCUGGGUCAGAGCCUGAGGACUUGGUCCCGUCAGAUGAUACUUUCAAGCAGAGUCAUCACUUGGAUCUGCCUGAUGCAUACAAUAGAGUCCAAAAUCUCUGGCCAAGAAAACGCAGAAUGUCUGAAAGAGAUGCAGCUUUUGGUUCAAACACUUCUCUUGGUUUGGGUGCAUAUCUUGGAAUCAUGGGUUCUCGUAGGGAUGUUGUGACCGCGACAUGGAAAACUGGUCUAGAAGGAGUUUGGUACAAGUGCAUAAGAUGCCUAAGGCAGACAUCUGCAUUUGCUUCACCUGGUGCUUCUAAGCAGCCAAAUACGAAUGAACGAGAGACCUGGUGGACCAGCCGUUGGGUUUACUGUUGCCCCAUGUGUGGUGGAACGUGGGUCCGUGUUGUAUAG